AUGAUGGGCAACUCAUGGCUCGCAAUCUCCCAAAUCAACUUCGCCUCGCGCUUCACUCAUCCGAAUCUCAAGGCCAUCGCUCCCUGGGAAGCCCUAACUGAUCCCUACGACCACAGUUUAUGCCGCGGCGGUGUACCAUCUGCGCAUUUCUUCCAGAUGAUUAUUAGCGGCUUUGCCGGGGGUAAUAAAGCAGAAGACCUGGGCAGUAUGAUUACGAAGAGGCCGCUGUUUGAUGAGUUCUGGGAAAGUAAGAGGAUCUCUCCGGAGAGGAUUCGGGAUGUGCCGAUGUAUUUGACGGCGUCGUACUCGACUGGAUUGCAUUGUGAGGGUUCGUUCGAGACAUUUGAGCGUGCGCAGAUGCAGAGAAAGUGGCUGAGGGUGCAUAACACGCAGGAAUGGCAUGAUAUAUACAAGCCAGAGGUCUUAGACGACUUACAACGAUUCUACGACUUCUACGCCAAGGGCAUACAAAACGGCUGGGAGACUGAUACUCCGCGGGUCCGAUUGAGUCUUCUUGGCUACGAGAACAGCCCCGCGAGAACCGUCGUCGAGAGGCCGGAAGAGGAAUGGCCUCCUGCUCGCCAAACAAUGAGAAAGUACUACCUCGACGCAUCCACUCGCUCACUGACCACCUCAAACCUUGAGAAUGUCUCCAGCAUCAGCCACGAGGGCCAUUCCCUAACUGCAUCAUCUGACUUUACCAUUCAUUUUACCGAAUACACAGAGCUCUGCGGCCGCCCCUAUGCAAAACUCUACAUGUCUUGCCCUUCGCACACAGACUUCGAUGUCCGCAUCCAACUCCGCAAACUAUCCUCCACCGGCCAACUCCUAGAAUCCCUUAACUGGAGUCCCAUGCCAAAGCUUGCACCCGAGGUUCCAGACGUCAAUGUUGCAAAGCAUCUCGGACAGCAGGGUAUGCUUCGCGCGUCGCAUCAUGUUAGUCUUCUCCCCGAAUCAGAAAAAAAUGGAUUCCCGCGCUACGAUCACAAAUCUAGACAGGAUAUCCCCGCUGGUACGGUUAUUCCGUUACUGAUUCCCAUUUGGCCCAUUGGUAUGGUUUUCGAAGCCGGGGAGGGAUUGAUGUUGCGGAUAUCGGGACACGAUAUGUCGUUGCCGGAGGUGGAGAUGAUGAGGUUGCAGGAGCCGGUGGAUGAGAAUAUUGGGUUGCAGGUUGUGCAUACGGGUGGGGAGUAUGCGAGCUUUUUGGUUGUGCCUGUUAUUUGA
Aspergillus chevalieri is the source of this 1224-nucleotide messenger RNA. RefSeq lists its product as uncharacterized. NCBI's taxonomy places the organism in Eukaryota, Fungi, Ascomycota, Eurotiomycetes, Eurotiales, Aspergillaceae. The record is from RefSeq and is a predicted model, not a curated record. The transcript is spliced from 5 exons. The coding region runs from base 1 to 1224 and encodes 407 amino acids. Gene Ontology annotation, molecular function: dipeptidyl-peptidase activity.